GUUCCACUCUCUCUCAUCAGCCUGAGCCUCCUCUCCUCGCCCAAAUGAGUGCCACCGAGUUCCGUGCUGCUGGAGCUGCGGCCAUGGAGCUCGGGGAACUGAUGGGGCUGCAGCAAGGCAUCGGCGGCACCGUGCCGUCGCCCGGGGAGGGCGACCUGGGUCUCCUCAAGCGAGGAGGCGAGGCAGCAGCCGCAGCGGCUUUCCACCCCUCCCCCUUCCUUGACGAGCAGAAGAUGCUCAGGUUCUCCAAGGCUGCUCAGGCAUUGCCCUCAGGCUUGGAUCUUGGAAGGCCAAAUGAGCAGGAUUUCCUGCUAUCCAGGACCAAGAGGCCCUUUACUCCCUCGCAGUGGAUGGAGCUGGAGCACCAGGCUCUCAUAUACAAGUAUCUUCAUGCAAAGGCCCCAAUACCAUCCAGCCUGCUCAUUUCAAUCAGCAAAAGCUUCAGGUCAUCCAAUAGAGUGAGCUGGAGACCUCUUUAUCAAGGGUACACCAAUGCCGACUCUGAUCCAGAACCUGGAAGAUGCCGUCGAACAGAUGGAAAGAAAUGGCGAUGCUCCAAGGAGGCAAUGGCUGAUCACAAGUACUGUGAGCGGCACAUCAACAGAAACCGUCAUCGUUCAAGAAAGCCUGUGGAAAACCAACCUAAAAAGACCGCCAAGGAGGCACCUGCUGCUGCUGGCUCGUUGCCAUGUGCUGUGUCACAGGGUAGCUUGAAGAAGGCAAAAGUUAACGACUCGAAGCCAGGCACAGUCAGCUAUUGGACAGAUAGUUUAAACAGGACAAUGUUGAGCAAAGAGAAAGCAAACCAACCAACAGAAGACAACAAUAUUGAAAGCCUGGGGAAUUCUACAAAUCGACAACCCACCUUGUCCCUGCUCUCUCAACUGAAGCAGCAUAAUAAACCAGAAAAGUACAGCCCUGCAGUGGAUAGUCAGUCAAUCUCCUCAGACACAAUAUUGAAAGCCUGGGAAAGCAGAAACCAGCAGAGCCACAAGAGCAUUUCCUCCACACAGCUGCAUGGUGCUGAAUCCCUCCAGUCAGUUCUUCAAAACUUCAGCCUGGCAAAGAAUGAGAACACGGAUUCUGAGAAAAACAAAUAUUCUGAUUCCAUGCUAGUUUCAUCAACUUUCUACCACUUGGCACAAGGUCCACGGACAACCUGCCUUACAUCUAACAUGACACAAGUGCAGGCUGAUUGCAUCUCAAGUUCUUGGGAGAUGCCUCAAGGUGGACCUCUGGGCGAGAUCUUAACAAACUCCAAGAACAGUGACGACUCAAACAAAAAGUGUGAGUCAAGUUCAUAUGGUUGGUAAUUAAAUCUUGACCACUCACCAUGAUUCCUCAAUCUAUGAAGAGCUUAACAUAGAUAUCUCACCAUGAAAGUGAAGAAAGGCUCAGAAGCGAAGGUUGAGAUGAUCUGGAUGUUUGUCCCAUGCAUGCUCGCUACCUUUUUACUUUGGUUUUUGUAGUAUUCAGCUAGUUGAAUUAUCCAUGCUUCUGAAUCUGGCUGUAUCUUAAACUAGUUUUGUGACAGAUUAUAUCUUGCUUAGUUAGCUGCUUAA
Panicum hallii is the source of this 1562-nucleotide messenger RNA. Its product is annotated as growth-regulating factor 9-like. Gene Ontology annotation, cellular component: nucleus. NCBI's taxonomy places the organism in Eukaryota, Viridiplantae, Streptophyta, Magnoliopsida, Poales, Poaceae. The coding region runs from base 45 to 1313 and encodes 422 amino acids. Gene Ontology annotation, biological process: DNA-templated transcription; developmental process; regulation of DNA-templated transcription. Gene Ontology annotation, molecular function: ATP binding. The transcript is spliced from 4 exons. The record is from RefSeq and is a predicted model, not a curated record.